This is a messenger RNA of Penicillium bovifimosum, 1848 nucleotides long. Its product is annotated as protein phosphatase 2A structural subunit TPD3. Bases 1 to 1848 code for a protein of 615 amino acids. The record is from RefSeq and is a predicted model, not a curated record. The transcript has 9 exons. Gene Ontology annotation, cellular component: cytoplasm; protein phosphatase type 2A complex. Gene Ontology annotation, molecular function: protein phosphatase regulator activity. Gene Ontology annotation, biological process: protein dephosphorylation. Lineage: Eukaryota; Fungi; Ascomycota; Eurotiomycetes; Eurotiales; Aspergillaceae.
AUGGAGGGCCAAAACGAGAACGACGAGCUCUACCCCAUCGCCGUGCUCAUCGAUGAGUUGAAGCACGACGAUGUCCUUCUCAGACUCAAUGCCAUUCACCGUCUAUCCACGAUCGCGCUCGCACUUGGGCCCGACCGAACUCGGGAUGAGCUCAUCCCAUUCCUUGAUGAUUCCGUCGAGGAUGAGGACGAGGUUUUGACCGCACUGAGUGAAGAGUUGGGCAAUUUUACAGAAUAUGUUGGGGGUGCGGAAUACGGGCACGUGUUGCUCUCCCCGCUGGAGAAUUUGGCGGCCAUCGAGGAGCCGUUGGUGCGAGAGAAGGCCGUUGAAUCUUUGAACAAGGUGUGCGAGCAGCUCUCAGAGAGCCAAGUCGAGGAGCAUUUCGUCCCGCUGGUCCUCCGCUUGUCAAAGGCAGACUGGUUCACCUCGAAGGUCUCUGCGACCGGUCUAUACUCCACACCAUACAAGAAGUCUUCUCCAGCGCUGCAACAGACCCUCCGGCAACAUUUUGGAGCCUUGGUACACGAUGAAACCCCGAUGGUGCGGCGACAGGCGGCGAACAAUCUGGCCAAGCUCGUGAAGGAGAUGCAAACCCAGGUUGUCAUCGAUGAAAUAAUUCCUCUUUUCCAAUAUUUGGCGAGCGACGAUCAGGACAGCGUCCGUUUGCUCACAGUUGACAUUCUCAUUUCCAUUGCGGAGGAAAUUCCCAAAGAACAGCAACCCAGCCACGGUGUCUUGUUGACGUCGCUGCGGAGUCUGUUUGAAGAUCAGAGCUGGAGGGUCCGAUACAUGGUCGCCGAUCGAUAUGAAAAGAUCGCCAAAGCUGUCCAUGAAGAGGUCAUCACUCGUGACAUGGUGCCCGCCUUUGUCAAGCUUCUCAAGGAUACAGAGGCCGAGGUUCGCACUGCAAUUGCUGGCCAGAUCCCUGGUUUCUGCAAUUUGAUCGAUCGUGACACCCUGCUCAAUGAAAUCAUGACCAGCGUGGAAGACCUCGUCUCUGAUCCCUCUCAGCACGUCCGGGCAUCGCUCGGUACUCAGAUCAGCGGGCUUGCGCCUAUCCUAGGCAAGGAAGAGACUAUUGCGCACCUGCUUCCCAUGUUCCUCCAAAUGCUGAAGGACGAAUUCCCUGACGUCCGACUGCACAUCAUCUCGAAGCUCGAGCAAGUCAACAAAGUCAUCGGCAUACAACUUCUUUCCCAGUCUCUUCUCCCCGCCAUCGUUCAGCUGGCCGAGGAUAAGCAAUGGCGUGUUCGUCUUGCGAUCAUUGAAUAUAUCCCGCUCCUUGCUAGUCAGCUUGGCGUCGAGUUCUUCGAUGAGCAGCUGAGCGAUCUCUGCAUGGGCUGGCUCGGAGACACUGUUUUCUCCAUUCGUGAGGCUGCCACUGAAAACUUGAAGAAGCUAACAGAGGUGUUCGGCGUUGAAUGGUCAAAAGCCUCAAUCAUCCCCAAGGUGAUGGCCAUGGGCCAACACCCCAACUAUCUUUACCGCAUGACAACAUGCUUCGCCGUUUCUACUCUCACUCCCGUCGUCAACCUUGAAAUUAUCGAGAGCUCCCUUCUUCCUAUUUUGGAACGUUUGGUAACGGAUGAAAUUCCUAACAUUCGUUUCAACGUGGCCAAGUCAUUUGCCGUUUUGAUCGCUACCCUGCGUCGUCUACCGGCUGAUAAGACCCUGCUUGAGGUCGAGACGUCUGAAGAACCCAUCACGCCGUCACCCCAGGCUCUGGAGUUGAUUCAGUCAAGGGUUGUGCCCAGUCUGCAAAAGCUGCAGGAGGAUGACGAUGUGGAUGUUCGAUACUUCGCUACGACUGCUGGCGGCAACCAGGAUGAGAUGCAGACUUCUCCUUAG